GAGAAUUAUUAACUAUCAUACAAGUUUAUUAUUACCAUGAUUUUUAAAGAAGAUUGUGGUUUCUUUGAAUUGUGCCCUUUCCAGAUUUUGAAAUAUUUAAUAAUUCACCAGAGGUGUGAAACAGCAGGAGUAUCAAAGGGAGCAUUGCUAGAAGGACAGCUAGUGAUUUCCAUAGAAGCAUUAAAUUCUAAGCACCAAGCAAAUACUCUUCACUGUGUAACAACUAUUGCUGCUGCAGGAAGCAUUUAUGGUGGUUUGGUCCUCAAGAAGUUCCUUAAAGAUAUGCAAUCCAUACUGCCUGGAUUCUUUGCAAACCUGAAUUGGACUUCAGAGGAGGCCAGCCAUUCUCAGGAUGCAUCAGGGCUAAGAUCCUUCCAGGUGAUUUUUGAGGCUGAUGUAAACCCCAGGACUUUGAUGACAGAUAAUCUGGUUAUAAAGAAUUUUUUACGCAAAGUCAUCUCUGUGCUCCCCAAGAUUAGAUUUAAUUUCAGUGUAAAGGUGAAUGGAAUCCUCUCCACGGAGAUCUUUGGGGCAGAGAAUGAACCUACUUUGAACCUGUCGAAUGGAAUUGCUCUUGUCGUAAACUGUCAGCAUUACCUGAGUACAGCAAAAUUUGAUGCAACUGAAUUACCCUGCAGCAGAAUCCAUCCUGUGCUGGGACAUCCAGUAAUGCUCUUCAUCCCUGAUGAUGUGGUAGGAGUGGGCUUGUUGGGAGAGCUGACACUGACUCCAGCCGUGGCUCUGUGUCCUUGCCCGAAGGUCUUUUUCAACCAGCUGAAUAGGAUCUCUUCCAUUUCCAUAUUUCUGUAUGGACCUUCAGGUCUGCCUCUAAUGUUUCCAAAUUCAGAGCAGCCAACUACUGCUGUCUUCAAAGACACCUCUUAUUUCAUUGACGGGAAGAAGUGCCGCUUGUGUAUGGUGCCCAGUUUGGAUCUCAGUUUAGACAGAGGUUCGGUGCUUCCAGAUGUGAGUUAUCAGGUGGAAUCCGGUGAGGGAGAAGAACAGUCUCAGAAUAUGGAUCCUCAGGGACAAACUCUGCUGCUUUUUCUUUUUGUGGAUUUCCACAGAGGAUUUCCAGUCCAGAAAAUGGAACUCUGGGGAGUCCACACUUUGCUCUCAGCUCAUCUCAGUGCCAUCCUCAGGGAGAGCCACAGCGUGGUGCAAGAUUGCAUCCAGGCCACUGUGGACUGGGCCUUGGAGCAGCAUCACCAGGCUGUCAAGGCUCAUCAGAAACUACAGGCCUCACUGUCAGUGGCUGUGAAUUCCAUCAUGAGUAUUAUGACUGGAAGCACAAACAGCAGCUUCCGGAACACCUGCCUCCAGACGCUUCAGGCAGCUGACACACAGGAAUUUGGGACCAAACUGCAUAAAUCAUUUCAUGAGGUCACCCAGCACAGAUUUCUUUACCACUGCUCACAUGAGGUGAAGCAGCAGUUGCUUCCAGAGAAAAAUGAGGCAGAGCAGAACACAGAGGAGACACAUGAGAACAGCAGCCUGGAGCUCCUUGCAGUCAUUCGUGUUGAUACUGUGGCUCUUCCUGGCUUCGGUUACUACUCUGUGGAAUACUGGGCUGUGGAAUCUGCUCCUGGGUGCAGACACCCCCUCCACCUCCAUGGACGUUAUGGGGGAGGGACCGGCGAGCAAACAGAAAACAAGAGGCUCAAGAGAGGCAGCCAAGCCGUGGAGGAGACGCGAGCCUUCCGCUCUGCUGGGGCCCUGAGCCCGUCAGAGGCCGCCUCGCGCCGCGCGGAGCCCACCACGGCACCGCUGACCUCUAGCAGAAGCAGGACGGACCCCGGGAGCGGCCUAGAGGACACGCUGUGGCUGCAGGAAAUUUCCAAUCUGUCCGAGUGGCUGAGUUCUGGGCCUGGGCCCUGAACCUGGCCCCCUUCCCCGCGCUUCCACGCCCACCCAGCCGCCACCGGGGUCGCGGGUUCUCUGUUUUUCAAUAAACCUGCUCCGCGCGCGCA
Messenger RNA from Odocoileus virginianus texanus, 1970 nucleotides. The record is from RefSeq and is a predicted model, not a curated record. Lineage: Eukaryota; Metazoa; Chordata; Mammalia; Artiodactyla; Cervidae.